UCCUUGGCUUUCCAUCGAUACCAACCUGCCACCUAGUUAUCUCAGGUUUCGUCGAAUCUCAAAACAUGGCAACAUUUUUGGUGCUUACAACUGUAGCCAUAUUGGCUGGCGUUAACGCCUAUGGGAUGAAAAAGAUGCCACCGCCAAUGGAAAUGAUGCCAAUGAAGCCUAUGAUGCCGAUGGAAAUGAUGGGCGGAAUGGGCGGCAAAGAUGGCAUGAUGGAAAUGAUGGGUGGAAUGGGCGAUAAAGGUGGCAUGAUGGACAUGAUGCCAAUGAAGCCUAUGAUGCCGAUGGAAAUGAUGGGCGGAAUGAGCAAUAAAGGUGGCAUGAUGGAAAUGAUGCCAAUGAAGCCUAUGAUGGAAAUGAUGGAAAUGAAAGAUAAAAUGAUGGAAAUGAUGAAAAUGAAAGAAAUGAUGGACAUGAUGAAAAUGAAAGAAAUGAUGGAGAUGAAAGGAAAGAUGGAAAUGAUGCCUAAAAUGAUGGAAAUGAUGCCCAAAAUGGAUAUGAUGCCAAUGAAAAUGGAUAUGAUGCCUAAAAUGAUGGAAAUGAUGCCAAAAAUGGAAAUGAUGCCUAAAAUGAUGGAAAUGAUGCCAAUGAAAAUGAUGGAAAUGAUGCCUAUGAAAAUGAUGGAAAUGAUGAAGCCUGAUAUGCCAAUGCCAAUGAAAAUGAAAAUGAUGGAAAUGAUGAAGCCUGAUAUGCCAAUGCCAAUGAAAAUGAAAAUGAUGGAAAUGAUGAAGCCUGAUAUGCCAAUGCCAAUGAAAAUGAUGGAAAUGAUGCCAAUGAAAAUGAUGGAAAUGAUGCCAAUGAAAAUGAUGGAAAUGAUGAAGCCUGAUAUGCCUAUGCCCAUGCCAAUGAAAAUGAUGGAAAUGAUGAAGCCUGAUAUGCCAAUGCCAAUGAAAAUGAUGGAAAUGAUGAAGCCUGAUAUGCCAAUGCCAAUGAAAAUGAAAAUGAUGGAAAUGAUGAAGCCUGAUAUGCCAAUGCCAAUGAAAAUGAAAAUGAUGGAAAUGAUGAAGCCUGAUAUGCCAAUGCCAAUGCCAAUGAAGAAAGGAGGAUAUUAAAACACGAUUCUUCAAACUGAUGAAUAUUUACAUAUUAUAUUAAAUUAAAACAGUUGUAGAUAAGUUGCGAAAUAAAUGUAU
Messenger RNA from Mytilus californianus (California mussel), 1139 nucleotides. RefSeq lists its product as uncharacterized. Bases 66 to 1058 code for a protein of 330 amino acids. The record is from RefSeq and is a predicted model, not a curated record. The transcript is spliced from 2 exons. NCBI's taxonomy places the organism in Eukaryota, Metazoa, Mollusca, Bivalvia, Mytilida, Mytilidae.